AUGGUUUGGCUGCGGCUUACCAAGUUCUACCUCAAGCGGACUGAUGAAGCAGACAAAUCCCGUUUCCUACUUCUGGGCCUCUCCCCAGAUUACUUGGCGAAAGCGCUUGAGGAAAACCUCUCAGAUGAGACCCCUUUCGAGUCCCUUUGUUACCGUUUAGCUAACCUUUUCUCUAACACCCCUACCUUGCGCGAAGCUCUUCAUCGGCUCAAUUCCCGGAAACUGCGGCCUGAUGAAUCUAUCACCAGCCUUGUCAACGACACUGAACGCCUUAUGGCGGUGGCCUUCCCCACACUCAAUGAAGACGACACAGACGCCCUCGUGUUACAUUAUUUCACAGAGGCACUCCCUGAUCCCGAAUUACGACGGCAGACGCUAUUAGUCUCACGGAGCGCAGCCUCCCUGCUCAGCCCGCCGGCCCAACCCCAACGCCAUGACUUACCACAGCCCCUUCCUCCGAUCAUCGUCCUUUUUUACCACAGCCGACCAUCUGGUCGCCGGCCCUCCUCCAACGCCAACCGUUUUUCGGGCCCCCGGCGUUUCCCACGUUAUCAAAACAACUUCUUUCCCCGAGGACCCCGCUACCCUCCCCACGACAACCAACAUUCCUGCGCCUGCGAUCGCGCGUCA
Molecule: messenger RNA, 630 nt
Organism: Dibothriocephalus latus
Lineage: Eukaryota; Metazoa; Platyhelminthes; Cestoda; Diphyllobothriidea; Diphyllobothriidae
Source: the annotation of a GenBank genome assembly